This is a messenger RNA of Triplophysa dalaica, 2776 nucleotides long. It is a transcript of the gene cd79b, whose product is annotated as CD79b molecule, immunoglobulin-associated beta. The record is from RefSeq and is a predicted model, not a curated record. Gene Ontology annotation, cellular component: external side of plasma membrane; B cell receptor complex. NCBI's taxonomy places the organism in Eukaryota, Metazoa, Chordata, Actinopteri, Cypriniformes, Nemacheilidae. Bases 82 to 711 code for a protein of 209 amino acids. Gene Ontology annotation, biological process: B cell receptor signaling pathway; B cell differentiation. The transcript is spliced from 5 exons.
CCUUCUGUUGUUGUCUUUGCUCUGAACCCGUCGCUCUCCUCCGGUCUUCUCAUCACAUGUUCUGGAAAAGAAGCAGGAAUCAUGCAUUACCUUCUGCUGACCUCUUCUGUCAUGGCACUCAUUUACAUCACAGCAGAAGGACAUAUCCAGGUUUUCCAGAAACCCCGUUUCUUUGGUGUUAAAACUGGCCGGAGCGUCAAGAUUUACUGUGUGACAUCUAAUCCAUCUCUUCCUGCUCAAGUGGAGUGGAAGAUAGCUCGUACAUACAAAGGACCUUCGAUCCCUCUGAAAACUAGCCAGAGAAUCAUUACGAUGGAGAAGACGUCCACCAGAAACGCCUCCAUCACCAUCAGAACUGUGAAUAUUGAGGACAGCGGCAUUUACAUCUGCAAACUGAACAAUACUGAGGGACCAGGAACUGAACUGCACGUGUCCAGACACAGUGAUCCCCAAUCUAUCCUGAAGAGAUCUAGAAUCAAAGAUAUGCUGAUCAUUCUUCAGGGUUUCCUGUUGACUUUGUGCGUCAUUGUUCCUCUGGUCCUGUUUUACAAACAGGAGAAGAAAGAAGAUGCAGUUUAUGAUGAACCUGAAGUUGACCACACAUAUGAGGGUUUGGAAAUCGACCAUUGCGGUGAUAUAUAUGAGGACAUCUCUACUUUGGCUCCGGAUCCAGAAGCAGUUUGGGAAGUUGAAUCCCCGGACCAGGAGUGAGAAUGAACCUUAGACAGCCGUCAGAAUGUUGAUCCACAGGACAGUAAGAUGGGCCUUUACAGGCUCCUGGCAGAGAGUCAAAUUCGGCACAACACCGGUACACAUUUUCAAAAAGAGUGCAUGCAGAUUUUUUCUGAUAACAAACAAAGCAAACAUGAAGAACCGUAUUUAGCUAAACUUGUCUUUCAAUACUUUUAAUUUAGACUGCUAUACAAAGCUCAACCGCUAGAUGUCAGUGUACCAUACGGUUUCUCUAAAUGCGACCAAACUACUGGACCAUAAUAAAAUGAAUAUACGACAAAAUUCAACAAAUCAUUGAUUUAAUACAUUUGUUAUAUACUAAUUUAACAACACAAAUUAAUAUUAACAUAAAUGAAAUAAAAUAUGAAUAGACCGGAAGUUAACUGCAGUCCCGGUGCGCGCGUCCGAUGAAACUGUCGGGUUGUGGCUUGAAGGGAUACAGCUGCGGCCGGAUGGAAUGCGACGCCUACACCUACCCUAAACCUAAACCUAAACCUAAACCUAACCUAUCAAUAAAACAUUUAAUUAACUGUUGUCAGCGUGAUUAAAAUAAUCCGGUAUUAAAGUGCGCAUGCCCAGUAGAGAAAGCUUUAUCCCUUUGGCCACAACCGUCUUUAAGUGUCAUGUGUUUAACUUUUUUGUACUGGAAAUAAUUUGUUACUCUUUGUUUUAUUCGUAUGAUGUUCCGUGAUCUGUGUGUUUGUUUUAUGAAUAUUAAUAGAUAUUAAUGUUGCUCUGUGCUCAGAGAAGAAACCCCCAAGUGUUGAGUGUCAUAUCAGUUUUUAGUUCUUCCCUCUUUCUCUGUUUUUAUAUUACAGAUGCAACCAUUGGUUCAGUGACGCUUAUUUGGUUAUUCAUCUCUGGUUCCAGUUUGUCACUCUUUAUAUUUUUGUAUGUAUGUACAAAUGAAUAUCUGGUAUGUGCACAAAAUGUUAUAUAUUUUAAAAUGAAUUCUAUAUUGAAUAUUAUUUCCAGUAUUUAAUUUCGUUUUCAUAUUUGUCAUUGCUUACAUUUUCUUAAAAUGGGCCCCUGCACAGUUCACCAUCACCUUUGUUAAGUUUCCCAGUUGAAAAAACAGAAUAUGCUGGUUUGGUAUGUUUUGAUGCUGGUUUAAACUGGUCAUGUGCUGGUCCUUAGUUGGUUUAAGAUGGUCAAACCAGCAUCAAAGCAAACCUAACCCAGCAUAGUCAGUUUUUUUCAACAGGGUUGUUUUGGCUUUAUACUUUUAAUUAUGUAAGAUUUUGACGUGGUGGAGUUAAUGAAAUGUUUAUUCACAAACCUUUAAAAACGACUCAACAACCUCCAUCACCCCAGAAACCCACUGUGCUAUUCACCAGGGUCUGUCAUCCAUUAAAGAGGCCCGAACUUAACUACUAUUAAACUACUUAACGAACUAUUAAAUACUUAAUAGUUAAAUGAAAAAGCAUGAGUCUACAAAUCUAAAAUCUAAAUAUAUAUUAACCAUAGGAAAUAAUAAAACCGACAUUGAGUACACAAAACUAACAUUGCGUGUCAUGCCUACUUUCAUGUCACAAUAGUAGGCUCAUGAAUCCUAUUAUGAUUGGCUUCUAUUUAUAUUGGCUGUUACGCUUUAUUUUGUUUUGUUUUACAUAUUUUGUUCCUGCUCUAUUUCCAUCUCUUUUAAGUGGUCCUUGAAAACGUUGAAGACCCCUGAAACGGUUUAAUUUUGUGGCCACUCCACAGAUGAAAGUGUAGCUCCAUCUAGCGGAAACUAGUGAGAACUAUAUUCUUAUUUUUUUAUUUAAAAAAUAUUCUUUUUUUUUCACCGAAUUAUUGCCAUGACUUUUUUCCUGAUUAUUAAAGAAAUAGUAUGUUUAAGUUUCAUUGAAUAUUAAAAGUGUUUAUGUACUGUAAAGCUGUUCAUUUUAUACCUAAAGCAAGAAUAAACGAAAAUAAGGACAGAAUAAAUCAUUUCGAUUUCUUUCAGUGUUAUAUUUUAGUUGUAAGAUCCCAUCCACAAAAAUGGGAAAAAAGUUUGUAAUGUAGAUAAAACUAAAUGAUGUUUAUUUGAAAAUGCCAAAGU